This is a messenger RNA of Rotaria socialis, 2100 nucleotides long. Lineage: Eukaryota; Metazoa; Rotifera; Eurotatoria; Philodinida; Philodinidae. The record is from the annotation of a GenBank genome assembly.
AUGGAUCGUUCUCAAAAUUGGUUUUUUGUUCUGAAUAUUCUGUUUAUGUCUCCAUAUAUUCAAGCAUUGAAUCUUACUGUCGAAUGUUGGAAUUUGGUGGAGAUUUCAUUAAAUGCUGCCGGUAACUAUUCGAGUCCAUACAUAGAUGUCGAUGAUCUGCGUGCAACAUUUAUAUCAUCAACUGGGAUUUCUAUGACUAUGCCAGGCUUUUGGGAUGGUGGGCAAACGUGGAAAAUUCGUUUUGCUCCCAUUGUUGAUGGUAUUUGGACUUAUACAACAAAGGCGAAUGAUGUUGGUCUCAACAAUCAAACUGGUUUCAUCAUGUGUACACCUUACACUGGUACAUUAUCAAUCUAUCAGCAUGGUUUUAUGAAACCCAGUGCAAAUAAUCGAUACUUGACAUAUGCUGAUGGAAAACCUUUCUAUUGGCUAGGAGAUACACAUUGGUCAGGCUUUAACAUUGCAGAACGGUUUAAUGAAUCAAAUGAUGUACGUUUUAGUUCAAUGUUCAAAGGUAUGAUUGAUCGACGACUAGAACAAGGUUUUACUGUUUGGAAGGCGGAAACGUUUGCUAACAAUAAUGAGCAAGGUAAUCCAGCUCGCAAUGAAGGUGGACCAGCAUGGAAUAAUGAUAAAUUUUUUAUUGAUUUAAAUCCAGCAUUCUGGCAGAAUAUCGAUCAACGCAUUGCAUAUUUGGCGAGUAAAGGAAUGGUCAUUUCAAUGGCACAAGGGAUUGGUCGAAGUAUGAAAAAUGCUUCUGCCGAAUCUGAUCACAAACGAUUAGCACGUUACAUACUUGCACGAUACGGUGCCUAUCCAACUGUAUGGAUAACUGCGCAAGAAUUUAACGAUGUGGCUUCUGGAGCAUGUGGUCAAUGUUGGGCACAUGUUGCUGAAUACGUAUACGACCUUGAUCCAUACAAACGUGCCAAUAGUAUGCAUAAUGCUUACACAAAUCCAAUAGUUUAUCACGAUCAAUCAUGGUAUGGAUUUGUUACACUUCAGCAAAGUCAUAAUCGCGUAAGUUCAGUGGAUUACUGGCUUACACAAUAUAAUGCCAUUCCACCACGACCUAUUCUUGAAGACGAAGCCAAUUAUGAAGAUAUUAUUCCAUGGUAUGGUGGUGGAGUAAUCACACCUAAAUGGAAAACUCGUCAGAGUGCAUGGCAAUCACAAAUUGCUGGAACUUUUGGUUUUACCUACGGAGCCCAAGGUAUCUGGUGGGCUUGUUAUACAACGAAAGAAAUAAAUUAUAAUUGUGGUAACGGUAGUGAUGCACGAUCUUGGAAUACAGCGAUCGAUUUUCCUGUUGGUGAACAAAUGUCUUUUAUGGCAAACUUUUGGGGAGCACUUGAUUGGUGGACAUUGGCACCCGAUGAAAAUGCUAUUAGUUGGUUAGCUGCUCCAAAUAAUACUCAAAGACCUUAUCAAAAAACGAAUGGAAAUAAUCGUACGCUAGUGAUUGCUUAUUUACCAUUGCAAUUAAAUGGUACUGUUUAUAAUGGAACAGUAAGAAACUUAUCACCUACUGGCGUGUACAUGUCUCAAUGGUUUAAUCCACGUAAUGGUACUUACUCAAUGAUAGAUGCAGGAUGGAUGCCUACAAAAUCUGGUCUAUGGGAUAUUCCAAAUCAACCUACUUCUACCGAUGAUUGGGCACUUAAGAUUCAACUCAUCAAUGGUUCGAACACAUCACCCAACUACGCAUUUGGUAUGAAUAUAAAGAGAUCAUCAGAUCAGAACAUAAAUGAUCGAUUUAGCAAAGCUGCUGCGGAUGGUAAUUUAAGUACAAGUUGGCAAAUCAAUAAUGCACAAGGAUUGAAUAAUUCAUGGUUAACAGUAGACUUUUGUGUUAAUGUUACUUUUAACAAAGUGCGAAUUAUUACAUAUGGCCAACGUACUACUGUCUAUUAUAUCGAAUAUUGGAAUGGUACGAAUUGGUUCAUUGCUUAUACGGAAUCUACUAUAAAUAAUAAUGAUGAUAUUACUUUUAGAGCAGUUACAGGUAGUCAAAUGCGUAUUGCAUUCCCUUCAGACAAAGGAUACUCGUCAAUCGUCUAUGAAGUUGAAGUUUAUGGUUUAACUUCAACAGACAUAUAA